CUCGCCUCCCCCUCGCCGCCAUGAUCUCCCGAUCAUCCCUUGGGCGCAAUGCCCGUUUCGCCCUUCGACGGCAGUCCGCUGCUCUCCCGGCUUCCCGCCGUGGCCUCGCUGCUGCUGCAUCAACACCUUUCCAUUACGAGACCGGCUCUGCUGCUGGCGUGAAGACCGCAGGCCGUGAUCUCUCCGGUCCUACGACCUCUCUUGCGAUUGUCUCCAAGGCUGGUUCGCGGUAUCAGCUUCUUCCCGGCCUCGCUGAGGGUCUGGAGAAGUUUGCGUUCAAGAACACUGAGAAGCGCUCUUCGCUCAGAAUUACCCGUGAAGUCGAGUUGCUUGGUGGUGAGCUUUUUGCUUAUCACUCUCGGGAAAACCUCAUCAUUGGCGCCAAGUUCCUCCGUGAUGACCUGCCUUACUUCGUCGAGCUUCUCGGUGAAGUUGCCGGCAAGACCAAGUUCACCACCCACGAGUUCAACGAGGAGGUUGCUCAGUCGAUCAGGUUCGCCCAGAAGCACACCCUCGGUAGCGCUUCUGAGCUCGCUGUCAACUCUGCUCACGGCCUUGCUUUCCACCGCGGCUUGGGAGACCCCAUCAGCCCGACCUCCUCGACGCCUUUGGCCAAGUACCUGAGCGAGAAGACCAUCGCUGCUUACGGCCAGGCCGCCUAUGCUAAGCCUAACAUCGCCGUUGUCGCCAACAACGCCAGCCAGGCCGACUUGUCCAAGUGGGUCGGUGAAUUCUUCACUGAACUCCCCACCGCUGCUCCUGCCAAGCUGCCCAAGCUUGAGAGCGCCCCGACCAAGUACUUUGGUGGUGAGGAGCGUAUCUCGCACCCCUCUGGCAACGCCAUGGUCAUUGCCUUCCCUGGUUCGAGCUCUUUCGGCGCCAAGGGCUCGUGGCAGCCCGAGAUUGCCGUCCUCUCCGCCCUCCUCGGCGGCCAGUCCGGCAUCAAGUGGUCCCCCGGUUUCUCUCUCGUCUCCAAGGCUGUUGCUGAUAUCGCCGGCGCCUCCGCUGUCACCACCAAUGCCCAGUAUUCCGAUGCUGGUCUUUUCUACACCACCAUCACCGGUACCGCCAAGGGUGUCCGCAAGGCUGGUGAGGCUCUUUCCAAGACCCUCAAGAGCGUUGCGGCUGGUGAGUUCUCCAAGGAGGACGUCAGCAAGGCUGUCGCCUCUGCCAAGUUCAAGGCUCUCGAGUCAGGCAUGGGCAUCCAGAAUGGCCUUGAGGCCACCGGUAUGGCCCUUAUCAGCGGUGGCAAGGCCGUCGAGCUCUCGGAGGUUGCCCAGAGCAUCGGUAACGUGACCGAGGAGCAGCUCAAGAAGGCUGCCAAGACUCUUAUUGAGGGUAAGGCUUCCGUCGCCAGCGUCGGUGAUCUCUACGUCCUUCCUUGGGCUGAGGAAAUUGGCCUGAACGUUUAAGCGUGCAAAUUGAGAGGGGAGGCAGGAAUAGAUGGGGUGGCUUUUAUGUACUAACACUGAUUACACUGGCUUCUUUUUUUGUCUAGAGAUUCAAGCACUUGUGAACAUACUAGCAAUUUUUGAGCCUUUAACGGCUUGUGCUAUAAAAUUGUUCUAUUACUAAUUGCUCCAAGUCUACAUUUUCUGCAUUAAAGUGGGAUUUUUGCCUUUGAUUUAUAUAUACGUAUAAGUGAUGCGAUCCGGAAUGAAUGCUUUCGCCUGCCACGGUUUGAUUUGGUUCUGCGGGAUAUAUGGGCGGUAUCAUCUUCCUUUACUGGUCUAUUUCCUGCAUUGCAGUACCACAUUCCUAAAAUAUUAAUCAUGGACUUGGGACGUCGACG
This is a messenger RNA of Xylona heveae TC161, 1792 nucleotides long. Its product is annotated as cytochrome b-c1 complex subunit 2. The record is from RefSeq and is a predicted model, not a curated record. Gene Ontology annotation, molecular function: metal ion binding. Lineage: Eukaryota; Fungi; Ascomycota; Xylonomycetes; Xylonales; Xylonaceae. Gene Ontology annotation, cellular component: mitochondrion. The transcript is spliced from 4 exons. Bases 21 to 1412 code for a protein of 463 amino acids.